Messenger RNA from Paramecium sonneborni, 4778 nucleotides. NCBI's taxonomy places the organism in Eukaryota, Ciliophora, Oligohymenophorea, Peniculida, Parameciidae. The record is from the annotation of a GenBank genome assembly.
AACAUAAUAAAUUUUAUUCAUGAAAUAUUAAGGCUUUGAAGAUAUAGAGGGUCAAAGGGGUUCACUUGUAAGUGUAGAGGAACUUACUGAUCUAUUCAUCCUCAAUAAAAUCAAUGAUGGUCAAAGUAUGAACUAAGUUAAAAAAUUCGGAGAUGAUUAUGGUUUAGCUCGUAAAUUAAACUCGGAUAUAAAGGUAUAUAAUUAAUCUUAAAACCUUUAGUAAGGUCUUGGAACAGAAGCAGAUGUCUAAAAGAAUAGGCAAACCUUUGGAGACAAUUUGCCAGUUGAGAAAGAACCGACAACUCUUUGUGAAUUGAUUAUGGAAUGUUUAGAAGACACUAUGCUUAGAAUCUUGUUAUUAGCAGCAUUAGUAUCAACUGUGAUUGGUAUAAUUAAUGAGGGAUUGGCAACAGGAUGGACUGAAGGGUAAGUUAAUUAUAUUAUAUAUACAUAGAGCAACGAUUUUUUUUGCCAUAUUUUUAAUCAUAUCGAUAACGGCAGGAAAUAAUUAUUUAAAAGAAAAAUAAUUCAGGUAAUUGAGAAGAAGACUAGAUGAUGGAAAAUGUCAAGUUAUUAGAGGAAAUAAGGUAACGGAAAUUGCAACCAAAGAUUUAGUUGUAGGAGACAUUCUUUUGUUUAAUUUAGGAGAUCUCUUUGUUGUAGAUGGUAUAAUCUAAAUUAAUUUUAUAGGUUUGAUGAUAUAAGGAAGUGCUGUUAAAAUGGAUGAAUCUGCAAUGACAGGAGAAAGUGAUGAGAUAAAAAAGUUGCCUUAUUAAGAGAUGGUUUAGCAAAAGAAUUAGUAAUUAAAUCCAGAUGCUGCAAGAGGUCAUACAAGUCCAUUUUUAAUAUCUGGAACAAAAUGUUUAGAUGGAACAGGCUAGAUGUUAGUUCUAGCAGUUGGACAAAAUACAAUAUCAGGACAAUUAAAGAAGCUAUUAAUAUAAGACAAUCCACCAACUCCAUUAUAAUAGAAAUUAGAAGGUGUGGCUUCAGAUAUAGGUAAAUUAGGUGUGAUAGUAUCAAUAUUUACAUUUAUUGCAUUGAUGGGUCAUCUUGGAUAUGAUAUUUAUUAAGGGAAGAUAUAAUUUUAAAGUCUGAAAACUUUAUAAGUUUUGGUAGAAUCAUUUAUGAUAUCUGUAACAAUCAUAGUAGUGGCAGUUCCUGAAGGAUUACCUUUAGCAGUUACAAUAGCAUUAGCAUAUUCAGUUGGAAAGAUGAAGGACGAAUAGAAUUUGGUUAAGAAUUUAUCAUCUUGUGAAAUAAUGGGAGGAGCUAAUAAUAUAUGUAGUGAUAAGACUGGAACAUUAACAUAGAACAUUAUGCAAGUGACUGCAUUAUAUGUUGAAAGUAAUACAAUAAAGGAUUAAGUACACACAUUAAAGUCUAAGUUAAAUAAGAAAACUAUAGAAUUAAUGUGUGAGAGUAUAUGUUACAAUUCAAAUGCAUUUCCAUAAAAAGAUAAAGAAACUAAUAAAUGGAUUUAAAUUGGAAAUAAGACUGAAUGUGCUUUAUUAGAAUGUGCAGAUAAUUUUAAUUAUAAUUUUUCUUAAUAUAGACCAAGUGAUAAAAUUUUAAGACAAAUUCCAUUUAAUAGUAAAAGAAAGAAGAUGAGUACUGCAGUAUAUAAUCCAAAUACUAGAUUUAUAAGAGUUUAUACAAAGGGUGCUUCUGAGAUUGUCUUAAAUUAAUGUAUAAAGGUUGUGGGUCCUGGAGGUAUUGAAUAAGCAUUAGAUUAGAAUGCAAGAAAUUAAAUAUAUAACAAUGUAAUAUAAACAUUUGCUUCAGAAUCUUUAAGAACAAUUGCAAUUGCUUAUAGAGAUUUGGAUCCUCAUUCUUAGAAUUCUAGUGCAUUAGGAUAAAUUCCUUAACUUACUUAAUACAGUUAAUCAAUUUAAGAAGAUGAUUUAGAUAAGGAUUUAGUUCUAAUAGCUAUAGCUGGUAUUAAAGAUCCUAUAAGACCAGAUGUACCUAAUUCAAUAAAGUAAUGUCAUGCUUCAGGAGUAAUGGUAAGAAUGGUUACUGGAGAUAAUAUAUUAACAGCUACAGCAAUAGCUAAAGAAUGUGGGAUUCUUUAAAGCGGGAAAUAACCAGGAUAAUAUGAGGUUGUAGAAGGCAAGACAUUUAGAGAAUUUGUAGGUGGACUUAAAACAAUUAAAGAUAAAGAUGGAAAUGAAAUUAAAGAAGUAGGAAAUAAAGAAAAUUUUAAAGUUAUAGCUAGAGAUAUGAAAGUAAUGGCUAGAGCUUCUCCUGAAGAUAAAUAUAUCUUAGUUACUGGUUUAAUUGCUGAAGGCAAUGUUAUUGCAGUUACUGGGGAUGGUACUAAUGAUGCUCCAGCAUUAAAAAAAGCAGAUGUUGGAUUUGCUAUGGGAAUUACUGGAUCUGAUGUUGCUAAGGAUGCUGCAGAUAUUAUAUUACUUGAUGAUAAUUUUAGUUCCAUUAUUACAGGUAUUGUAAUUUGCUAUUUUAGCUAUGAAAUGGGGUAGAAAUAUUUAUGAUUGUAUUAGAAAAUUCAUUCAAUUUUAACUUACUGUUAAUUUAGUAGCUUUAUUCAUGUCUUUUUUAGGAGCUGUCGUUCUUAAAGAAUCACCAUUAAAUACUAUUGAAAUGUUAUGGGUCAAUCUUAUUAUGGAUACUUUUGCCUCCUUAGCUUUAGCAACUGAACCACCUAAUAUUACUGUUCUUGAAAGAUAACCUUACAAAAGAGAAGAUAAAAUUGUAUCUCCUACUAUGAAUAGAACUAUUGUUGGAGGAUCUAUCUACUAAAUUGUUGUUCUUUGCAUUAUCUUAUUUGUCCUACCUAAAUAUAUGGACUUAUCUAUGCCAUAAGAAUUAAUUGGACUUAAAGUAUUCUAUUUUAUUAUUUAUUUAGUUUCAUAAAAAUGUAGUUUAAAUGAGUAUAUUCUUCUAAUCCUUUGUUGUUAUGCAAGUAUUCAAUUCUAUUACUUGCAGAUAAUUGGAUUACAAAACUAUUAAUCCUUUUACAAAUGCAUGUAAUAAUCCAUUGUUUUGGGGUGUAUAAACAUUCACUCUUGUUAUUUAAUGUGUCCUUAUCUAAUUUGGAGGUAAGUUUGUUAAAGUUUCUCAUUUAACUCUUCAAUNGAGAUUGUCUUAAAUUAAUGUAUAAAGGUCGUGGGUCCUGGAGGAAUUGAAUAAGCAUUAGAUUAGAAUGCAAGAAAUUAAAUAUAUAACAAUGUAAUAUAAACAUUUGCUUCAGAAUCUUUAAGAACAAUUGCAAUUGCUUAUAGAGAUUUGGAUCCUCAUUCUUAGAAUUCUAGUGCAUUAGGAUAAAUUCCUUAACUUACUUAAUACAGUUAAUCAAUUUAAGAAGAUGAUUUAGAUAAGGAUUUAGUUCUAAUAGCUAUAGCUGGUAUUAAAGAUCCUAUAAGACCAGAUGUACCUAAUUCAAUAAAGUAAUGUCAUGCUUCAGGAGUAAUGGUAAGAAUGGUUACUGGAGAUAAUAUAUUAACAGCUACAGCAAUAGCUAAAGAAUGUGGAAUUCUUUAAAGCGGGAAAUAACCAGGAUAAUAUGAGGUUGUAGAAGGCAAGACAUUUAGAGAAUUUGUAGGUGGACUUAAAACAAUUAAAGAUAAAGAUGGAAAUGAAAUUAAAGAAGUAGGAAAUAAAGAAAAUUUUAAAGUUAUAGCUAGAGAUAUGAAAGUAAUGGCUAGAGCUUCUCCUGAAGAUAAAUAUAUCUUAGUUACUGGUUUAAUUGCUGAAGGCAAUGUUAUUGCAGUUACUGGGGAUGGUACUAAUGAUGCUCCAGCAUUAAAAAAAGCAGAUGUUGGAUUUGCUAUGGGAAUUACUGGAUCUGAUGUUGCUAAGGAUGCUGCAGAUAUUAUAUUACUUGAUGAUAAUUUUAGUUCCAUUAUUACAGGUAUUGUAAUUUGCUAUUUUAGCUAUGAAAUGGGGUAGAAAUAUUUAUGAUUGUAUUAGAAAAUUCAUUCAAUUUUAACUUACUGUUAAUUUAGUAGCUUUAUUCAUGUCUUUUUUAGGAGCUGUCGUUCUUAAAGAAUCACCAUUAAAUACUAUUGAAAUGUUAUGGGUCAAUCUUAUUAUGGAUACUUUUGCCUCCUUAGCUUUAGCAACUGAACCACCUAAUAUUACUGUUCUUGAAAGAUAACCUUACAAAAGAGAAGAUAAAAUUGUAUCUCCUACUAUGAAUAGAACUAUUGUUGGAGGAUCUAUCUACUAAAUUGUUGUUCUUUGCAUUAUCUUAUUUGUCCUACCUAAAUAUAUGGACUUAUCUAUGCCAUAAGAAUUAAUUGGACUUAAAGUAUUCUAUUUUAUUAUUUAUUUAGUUUCAUAAAAAUGUAGUUUAAAUGAGUAUAUUCUUCUAAUCCUUUGUUGUUAUGCAAGUAUUCAAUUCUAUUACUUGCAGAUAAUUGGAUUACAAAACUAUUAAUCCUUUUACAAAUGCAUGUAAUAAUCCAUUGUUUUGGGGUGUAUAAACAUUCACUCUUGUUAUUUAAUGUGUCCUUAUCUAAUUUGGAGGUAAGUUUGUUAAAGUUUCUCAUUUAACUCUUCAAUAACAUUUAUUAUGUUUAGGAUUUGGAGUUGGUAGCAUUAUCUUCUCAGUUCUUGUAAAAUUCCUAAUUCCUCAAAAAUGGUGUCAAAGUGUUGAACUUUUCAGAGAAGAAAUUAUUACUCAAGAAAAAAUGGAUGAUACAUUAGCUAGUAGAUUAAGAAGAAAAUCAACUACAAGAUAAAGAAAUAAAAAAACAGAAAAUUCAGAUUAUGUUACUGUUAAAAGCAUGUAAUUAAGUCAUUAAAGAAUAUGA